CUUCUGCUAUGUACAACGUUGUUUCUAAGUUGAAAAGGCAAGAAAGUUGAACAAGAGCAGUUGUUGGUUUUUGACUUGGAAACAGUCACAUAAUUAAGUCACCACUUAGCAGACAUCCCACAAUUUUCACCCCAUUUGACAUUACUACAACGCCCCAUUUUUAUAACCAUAACAACCCACAUCACCUUUACUGACGACUUGAUCAGACGUGCGAACACAUCGCAGAAGAGUAAACUUUCUUUAGCUGUUUGCAAAUUCUCUCCCCCUCUUUCUGUCUACUUAAUUACCAAGCACUUUCCUUUUGUCUUUCUCUUUUCUUUCUAGUUCCUCUCCAUAUAAAAAUCUUUCCUUCUUGUUCACUUAAACACUCACUCAAUACCAAGAGAAAAAAGCCAUCCAAAACUAUCUCUUCAAUGGCUCUUGAAACGUUGAACUCUCCUACUUCAGCACCUCUAUUGAUUCACCAUGACGAUGUUGACCUCCACUGUGUUGAGCCAUGGACAAAGAGAAAAAGCAUGAAACGACCCAGAAUUGAAAACCCACAAACAGAGGAAGAAUACUUAGCUGUUUGCCUUCUCAUGCUGGCUCAGGGAACCACUACCAGAACCAGCCCUCAAACUGCAGCCAAAAACUCCCUCAGUAAUUACAAGUGUACAGUUUGUAACAAAGCAUUUCCAUCGUAUCAAGCUUUAGGAGGACACAAGGCCAGCCACAGGAAACUUGGUGGAACGGAUGAACACCCCACCACCACCACCACCACCGCUGCUGCCAGCAGAACCUCGGUGGCUACAAAUUCACCUCCCAUGAAUAACCCAGGUGGCAAGACUCACAUGUGUUCAAUUUGUUACAAGACGUUUUCUUCAGGUCAAGCCUUAGGAGGACAUAAGCGAUGCCACUACGAAGGCGGUAGUAAUAAUAACAGCAGCGAUGGUGGUAAAUCGUCGAGCCAAAGUCAACGUGACUUUGACUUGAAUUUGCCUGCUGGACCAGAGGAACCAAGUAAUAAUGACGUUGACCAAAAAGAUUAAUCUUCCGGCCACGAUGAAGAGGUUGAGAGUCCUUCGCCACCGGCAAAGCGCCGCAGCUGCCACGUUUGUUGAAUGUUGCAGUAAAAGAUUAGAUUUAGAUUAGGCGAAUGAUUGGAGUGGACUUUGCUGUUGUUUUUUUUUUUUUUUUUU
Molecule: messenger RNA, 1178 nt
Organism: Durio zibethinus
Lineage: Eukaryota; Viridiplantae; Streptophyta; Magnoliopsida; Malvales; Malvaceae
Source: RefSeq, a predicted model, not a curated record